Molecule: messenger RNA, 339 nt
Organism: Aptenodytes forsteri (emperor penguin)
Lineage: Eukaryota; Metazoa; Chordata; Aves; Sphenisciformes; Spheniscidae
Product: proto-oncogene Mas-like
Exons: 1
Biological process (GO): G protein-coupled receptor signaling pathway
Cellular component (GO): membrane
Molecular function (GO): G protein-coupled receptor activity
Source: RefSeq, a predicted model, not a curated record
GCUCAUGGGACUAAUCAGAGUGGGGCUGCGGGAAAGACAGAGCCAUCAUAUGCUGUCCUCAAGUUCAUGGAGAGCUUCUGCCUCAUCAGCGCUGCCUGUGGGAUGGUGGGAAACGGCAUGGUCCUAUGGUACCUUGGCUUCCGCAUCCGGAGAAACCACUUCACUGUCUACAUCCUGAACCUGGCCGCUGCCGACUUCGGGUAUCUCCUCUGCAUCGCCAUCGAGACGGUUCAGUACCUGAUGCAGUUCAACGUCGGGGUGCAGUUUGGGAUAUUCCUCUUCCUGGAUCUUUUCAUGUACGGGACCGGCUUGUAUCUCCUGACGGCCAUCAGCAUUGAG